GCGGCUGGGGGCUUCUGGAUCUUUUCGAGGAUCAAGAAGAGGACGUCGAAGAAGCACGGGAGACGCAGACGGUGGUGGGCAGAGAGAGCGACGGCUCCAGGCCGGCACGAGCGAGGUGAAAUGCGCCCUUAUCGCUCUCAAUCGUCCGUGCAGUAUCUAUCGGGGUGUCCCGACACUCCUCGCCAGCCGGGUCGCGGCCUCGACGGCUAGCAACGAUAGCGGCGAUACAGGACCGGAGAACGCUCGCUCCGGCCGAACCGACCUAUCUCGAGUGAUGCCAUUAUUACAAUCUGACGGACAAUCCGCCGCGAGACAGCUGCCGAGAUGUGCGUGGGGUAUCAUUGUUAAAUCGUGCGUAACAUGCGACGUACUCUGCCUAAUGUGUCGGGAAAAAAUUCAGUUCAUCGCGAUAAUGACGAUAACAUCAGAGGAAGGAUAAAAUUUAAGAAUGGGAGGUGGAGACUGGAGUGGUUGGUUGCAACGAUGCCGGCAAUCCCGGAGGCUCGUUCUUGUCAUCGUCGCCAUCGCACUGCUGCUGGAUAACAUGCUGCUGACGACCGUAGUUCCAAUAAUACCGGAAUUUCUCUACGAUAUCAAACAUCCUAACGCAACAUUAAGCGAGCACCUGGAAGGAAGCGUAUCUCAUCAAACUACGGUCGUCACCACCACGUCGCCAACGGCAACAACAACGCCAAAAUGCACUUGUGCUCCAAACAUAUCAGUUGCAUCUCCAUUGGAAUUUUUACAUGUUACGACUCCUUCUAUGAAUCUAUCAGAAAUUACCGCAGCCAAUCUCACAUCGCCAGACACGAAGGAAAAAGAGCAGAGACAUCGAGAAUUACUAGAAGAGACCGUAGCAGUAGGAAUGAUGUUCGCUUCCAAAGCUUUUGUUCAAUUGUUGGCUAACCCGAUAGUUGGGCCAUUGACCCACAAAAUCGGAUACAGCAUACCUAUGUUUACCGGAUUCAUUAUCAUGUUCCUAUCUACGCUGAUUUUUGCUUUCGGACGAAGCUACGGUAUACUUUUCCUAGCGCGAGCUCUUCAGGGUAUCGGUUCAUCGUGCUCUAGUGUUUCUGGUAUGGGUAUGUUAGCGGAGAGAUAUCAGGACGACAAAGAACGCGGUAACGCGAUGGGUAUCGCGCUGGGCGGUCUGGCCCUUGGCGUCCUUAUUGGCCCUCCAUUCGGCGGAGUAAUGUACGAAUUUGUAGGAAAAUCCGCCCCGUUUUUAAUCCUUUCUGCGUUAGCCCUUGGCGAUGGACUAUUGCAGCUUUUGAUGCUUCAACCGUCGGUUGUGUACACGGAAGCGGAACCACCGUCGUUGAAGUCCCUUAUCACCGAUCCUUACAUCAUUUUAGCAGCUGGGGCGAUAACGUUCGCAAAUAUGGGCAUCGCUAUGCUGGAACCGAGCCUACCUAUCUGGAUGAUGGAUACGAUGGGCGCAAGCCGCUGGAAACAAGGGGCGACGUUUUUACCGGCGAGCAUCAGUUACUUGAUCGGGACGAAUCUUUUCGGGCCGCUCGGGCACAAAAUGGGCAGAUGGCUAGCUUCCCUGAUAGGACUCGUCGUCAUUGGUAUCUGCUUGAUGUGUAUUCCGUUAGCAAGAAGUAUCGAUCACUUGAUCGUACCGAACGCGGGAUUGGGAUUCGCGAUCGGAAUGGUGGACAGUUCAAUGAUGCCCGAGCUGGGAUAUCUGGUUGACAUAAGGCAUAGCGCUGUUUAUGGAAGCGUUUACGCCAUCGGCGAUGUGGCGUUCUGCCUCGGCUUUGCUAUAGGUCCAGCGUUGAGCGGAACUUUGGUCAACAGCAUUGGUUUCGAAUGGAUGCUUUUCGGCAUAGCUUUGUUAAACUUCGCUUACGCACCUCUCAUGUAUUUCCUAAGGGCGCCGCCAACCAAGGAAGAGAAAAAGUCGUUAAUAAUUGGCGAGAAAUCGUCCGUGCGUUAUGUCACCUACCAGAACGAGGAAGAGGACCAGUGAAACAAUAAUUCUAAGCAUUUUCGAUAUGAUCAGUUAUUUCACUCAAGACACAUAUUUUCUUUUCUUUCUUUUCCAUAAUUUAUAAUGUAUCAUUAAAAAGUAGAGAUUGCCUUUGUAUUAUUACGUUUGAAUUUUUAUGUGUACCUUAAUUUCCGUAAUAAUUUUCACCGACUGACAAGACAAUAACAUUUUCUUCCUCCUUAGUUUCACGCUUUCUACUUAGUACUGUCAAAAUAUUCAUGUUCUCUUGUUUUAAUAAAAAAAUAGGAAGAUACAAAUAUCGACAAUAAAAGCACAACUGUUGACAUGCACUUGAUAAAACAUUUGGCAAACUAACGUUUAAAUGUAAAAAUUAUUAGUAACCAAGUGAAGUUUUCCUAAUAGACAGUCGACAAUUUUGAAAAGAAAGAAACGAACGAUCGUUCAAGAUAGAAGUCGCACAACACACACUUGGUAUCUAUAAAAGUAUUAAAUGUCUAAGAGAACUCGGGAGAUCUCGCAUUCUCGCAUAUUUAUGAAUAGAAGUAGCGUUACGAGAGUGAACACGUUGUGAAAUGUCUUUCUGUAUAUUCUGCAUCAUCGAUAUUAUUGUUACACACAUAUCGUAUGUAACAGACGAGUAACGGUAGACUAAAGCCUAAAGCAACGCAAAAGUCGCGGAGGAAAAAAAAACAAAAAAAUAGCUCGUUAUACCGUAGCAUGAUAGCAAGAGAUAUACAGGGU
Molecule: messenger RNA, 2698 nt
Organism: Temnothorax curvispinosus
Lineage: Eukaryota; Metazoa; Arthropoda; Insecta; Hymenoptera; Formicidae
Gene: Vmat
Product: synaptic vesicular amine transporter
Exons: 13
Coding region: 449-1975 (508 amino acids)
Biological process (GO): aminergic neurotransmitter loading into synaptic vesicle; transmembrane transport
Cellular component (GO): terminal bouton; synaptic vesicle membrane
Molecular function (GO): serotonin:sodium:chloride symporter activity
Source: RefSeq, a predicted model, not a curated record